AUGUUUUCCCUUUACAGCAAACAGACAUGCCCGUUUUAUACGUUCACAACAGUCGAAGGACAUCAAAUUCGUUUGACAGAUGCACACUUUAUCGUUGUUGACCGCAAUGACACCGGAAGUACAGAAACCAUUUGCGCUGAAGACGUCAACCUCGCGCAUCAUUUAGUCUUACUUGGCCGAACAGUCCCAUUGGCAAGUAUUCAAUACUCACAACUCCUCGGUUUCUAUUCGCCAAUCAGAUUAAGUGGUUACCUAACUGUCAACAAUUUCUCGACAUCAGUUUAUAGCGACGUUUUAUAUGCACCACAUGAUUUGAUUCAUCAAAUCGCAAUUCCAUUUCGAUUGUAUUAUCAUGUGGCCCGAUGGUUAUUUGGACGCCAUUACCACCCAUAUUCAAUGCGCAGUCAUGGAGAACUGCACCCUUUAUCUGCUUUUAUUAUUGGCAAUUAUCAGUCGUUCAAACUCUCAUUUAACUACUACCUCCAUCUUUUAGAAAUAUUUAGCUCGUUUUUUAUCAUUCGCACUACCGGACGUUUUUUUUCUAACGAGUACUAA
This is a messenger RNA of Adineta ricciae, 555 nucleotides long. Lineage: Eukaryota; Metazoa; Rotifera; Eurotatoria; Adinetida; Adinetidae. The record is from the annotation of a GenBank genome assembly.